Messenger RNA from Entelurus aequoreus (snake pipefish), 2967 nucleotides. RefSeq names its product exosome component 10 (gene exosc10). Gene Ontology annotation, cellular component: nucleolus; nuclear exosome (RNase complex). Lineage: Eukaryota; Metazoa; Chordata; Actinopteri; Syngnathiformes; Syngnathidae. The record is from RefSeq and is a predicted model, not a curated record. The transcript is spliced from 25 exons. Gene Ontology annotation, biological process: nuclear polyadenylation-dependent snoRNA catabolic process; TRAMP-dependent tRNA surveillance pathway; nuclear polyadenylation-dependent snRNA catabolic process. The coding region runs from base 41 to 2788 and encodes 915 amino acids. Gene Ontology annotation, molecular function: 3'-5'-RNA exonuclease activity; nucleotide binding; nucleic acid binding.
UGCCCGUGCACUGCGCGUCGCUCGAUGGCGGAGACGCCACAUGAGCAGCCGUCGAAGAAGAAAACGCGGAAGUCGUCGCCCGGCCAGCUCACAUGUACACAAAUAUAAUAAGGCGAUGGAUUCUCUCAAGGCGAAUAAAUCUGCGACCAGUCGGCAGCGAGAUUCAGACCUCAACGCCGCCGACGAGGAAGAACAAGAAUUUUGCCCCGGUUACAAAACCGCCGAUGCUUUCGUGAAAUAUGGAUUGGGUUCAGUAUUGUCUGCCACAAAAGCAGCUAGCGGCUUGCCUCAAGCUGGAGACGAUUUUGAUUUCUAUCGCAGCUUCCCUGGUUUCCAGGAAUUCUGUGAAGUUCAAGGAGAUAAGCUGCUGCUCUGUAUGAGUCAGAUAAUGCAACAUCACAACUGCCGAUCUCGCAUGAGAGACCGUGAUAAGAUCACCGGCCUGGAGGAAAGGUUUGACUUGGUUGUGGACUCCAACGAUGUCAUCCUUGAAAAAGUGGGGAUUCUUCUGGAUGAGGCUGAUGGCGUGAACAGGAGCCAGAAGCCUGUCAUGCCAGCUGGCUUUCAGCCUCCCAAGAUUGUCGUUUCCAGCUGGAAUCGCAAGGCUUUAGGCUCUGGAAGUCGUGCUGAGACUUUCCGGCUGCUCCAUGCGAAGAAUAUUCCACGGCCGCAGCUGAAAUUCAAGGAAAAAGUUGACAACAGCAACACGCCGUUUAUUCCCAAGCUCUUCAUCAAGCCUAAUGCGCAGAAACCCCUUCCCUCUUAUUUCACCAACAAACAAAUCCGCAAAGAGAGACCAGAAGAUAUUGAUGUCCCAGCAGCAUUAGCAGACUUCAUUCACCAGCAGAGAACUCAAGAACACGUAGAAGACAUGUUUGCACACCCAUACCAGUAUGAAUUGGAUCAUCUUAUGGUACCAGAAACCCUUCUGUCCAAGCCGGAGCCACAGAUGUACAAGCCACUGGAAGAGACAAGCUGCACCUUCAUUGACACACUGGAGGAUCUGGUGGCUCUGAAUGAGAAGCUCGACCAGGUGUCUGAAUUUGCGGUAGACCUUGAGCAUCAUUCCUACAGGAGCUUCCUGGGAAUCACUUGUCUGAUGCAGAUAUCCACCAGAGAGGAGGACUUCAUUAUCGACACCUUGGAGCUCCGUAGUGAGAUGUACAUCCUCAACGAGGCCUUCACCAAUCAUUCUGUAGUCAAAGUGUUUCACGGUGCCGAUUCUGACAUGGAGUGGCUCCAGAGAGACUUUGGCUUGUAUGUGGUCAACAUGUUUGACACACACCAGGCCAGUCGAGCGUUAAACCUGGCCAGACAUUCGCUCGACCACCUGCUCAAGCACUUCUGUAGCGUAGAGUCAGACAAAUGCUACCAACUUGCUGACUGGAGGAUUAGGCCCCUGCCAGAGGAGAUGGCGUUGUAUGGUCGCUCUGACACCCACUAUCUCCUCUACAUCUACGACUGUGUAAGGGCACAGCUGUUGGACUCCAACCAUGGUCAGCCUGGUCUGCUACAGUCUGUCUGGAACAAAAGCAAAGAUCUUUCUCUCAAGAAAUAUGCAAAGCCAAUAUUCACAGAGGAGUCGUAUCUGGAGGUGCAGAGAAAGCAGAAGAAGUCUUUUAACACCCAGCAGCUGACUGCCUUCAGACUUCUGUUCGCCUGGAGGGACAAGCUGGCUCGACAGGAAGAUGAAAGCACCGGAUAUGUCCUGCCUACUCAUAUGAUGAGCAAAAUAUCUGAAGAGCUGCCAAAAGAGCCUCAGGGCAUAAUUGCCUGCUGUAACCCUGUUCCCCCACUGGUGAGGCAGCAGGUCAAUGAGCUCCAUUUGUUAGUGCAGGAGGCUCGAGAAAUGCCACUCCUCAAGGCUGAGAUUCCAGUGCAAAAAACAAAAGGACUGACGCCAAUCAAAAAGCCCGAGGUUACAAUGUUUGGUCCGCAUGAUACAUCUCGGGUCCCUGAAAGCAAUCCCAGCCACUUCUCUGCAGAUGAACUACCUGUUAAACAAGGAGUGCUCUUCUCUGAUGAUGACCACACAUCUGAUGCAGAUGGUCAGAAAAAAAGCCAUCUUGUGGCAUCUGCCAAAAUCACACUGUUCGAGGAGCCAGAAACAAGAGAAAGCCAAGAUUCCCUCACUGUGGCGCAAAACAAAGCCAGGCAAAUCAAUGAGUCUUUUGAAAACCCUUUUAGGAUGUACCUGCCUUCUAAUGGCGUGCAUAUCAAUGAGAAUGCAAAGUUUGACCCUUCGUCAAAGAUUUUUGAGAUCAGUAAAAGGUGGAAACUGCAGAGUAUGGAACAGCAACAGAAGGAGCUGGAAUCAAAGAAGAAAACCAAGAAGGAGGCAAAGGAAAAAGCAAGGAAAGCAACAGAGGACAGAAAUAAGUCUCAGGAAAGCUACGAGGAGUCUCUGAAGAAUGUACCCACUGUGCGCCAGCAAGCAGCGGAAUGUACAAAACCGGAAGGAAAGAAGCGUGAGAGGGUCCCCAGUGAGGCUGCAGAGUCGACUCCCAAGCCAAAUAAGAAACUAAAAACUGCAGCGAAGACCCAAAAGCCCGAACCGCCUCCUCAGGAGGGCUUCGAACCCUUUGACUACAGUCAGUCAGACCUCAAAGUGUUUGCUGGUACCAAAGCAAAGGACAACUCGCAGUUUGAUCCAAACCGACAAAGUCAUGACUUUAAGAAAAAGAAUUUUGCAGGCGGGAAAAAAAAUAAUUUUGGUGCUGGAAAAAGUUUGUCAUACAUAGGUGGAAGAUCUGACAGAGGAUUUCGCCACAACUGGCCCAAAAGAUAAACCAAGUUGAGGGCAUUUUUUCUCUGAAGUUCAACAAUUUUUUCUUUUAUUGUCGCCCUCCCUCCCAUUUUAACCUUUGGACUGUCAACAUUUAAGUAAUUUCAAAGUUAAUUUACCCUCCCAUCUGUGGAAAUGUUUAUCCUGUAAAUAUGCAGAACAGCAGUCCACUCUAUUAAAGA